Molecule: messenger RNA, 2447 nt
Organism: Alligator sinensis (Chinese alligator)
Lineage: Eukaryota; Metazoa; Chordata; Crocodylia; Alligatoridae
Product: cortactin-binding protein 2-like
Exons: 7
Coding region: 1-2346 (781 amino acids)
Source: RefSeq, a predicted model, not a curated record
AUGCUCCACAUACCUUUGCUUCAGGAGGUACAUUGGAGCCGAACUGAGAAGCGGCUGCAGCAGAAAGGUGUGCCUGCCUGCAUUGCAUUAUCCAACUAUGCUGCAGCUCUUUCUAGUUUGGCUCCAAAGUGCCUCCUGGAAACAGAUGUCAUCCAAGAGCAGCAAGUGGAACUCUUUGAUCUUCAGUGUAAUACUACACUGAAGGAUACCUUCUCAACAAAAAGCAGGAUCCCUGGUGAUGAACAUCAACAAGUUAAAAUUGCGCUGAAGACUCAGUGGCUGAAACUGGUUUUGGAACAGUCACUGCAACUAGACAUUAAGAGACAAGUUGCAGUAAAGAGGUGCCAGAGGAGAGAAUUUGAUGUGGAUAACCUGAGCAAGCCAGAACUGCGGAUGCUCCUGAGCAUAAUGGAAGGGGAGCUAGAAGCACGGGAUCUUGUAAUUGAAGCCUUGAGGGCACGCCGAAAGGAGGUUUUUAUUCAGGAACGAUAUGGGAGGUUUAAUCUCAGUGACCCAUUUCUGGCCCUGCAGAGAGAUUUUGAGGCAGGUGCUGGCGAUAAAGAAAAGAAGCCCAUCUGUACCAAUCCCCUCUCCAUUUUAGAAGCUGUCAUGGCUCACUGCAGAAAAAUGCAAGAGAGAAUGUCAGCUCAGUUGGCUGCUGCCGAAAACAGACAAAAGAAGUUGGAAAUGGAAAAGUCUCAGUUACAGAAUCUUGAGCUGGAGCACAAGAAGUUAUCUGCUCGUCUUGAAGAAGAACGUGGCAAGAAUAAGCAUGUAGUUUUGAUGCUAGUGAAAGAAUGUAAGCAGCUGUCUGGCAAAAUAGUAGAGGAAGCACAAAAACUGGAAGAAUUAAUGUCAAAAUUUGAAGAGGAAAAGAAAAAGGCUAAUGAAUUGGAGGAAUCCCUUGCAGCUGAGAAACAAAGAAGUACACAGAUGGAAGCUCAAAUGGAAAAACAGCUCUCUGAUUUUGACACAGAAAGAGAGCAAUUGCGUGCCAAACUUAACAGAGAAGAAGCACAAACCAGUGACCUCAAAGAAGAGAGAGAGAAAAUGAAAAAAAUGAUCGAACAGUUGAAAAAGGAAAAUAACGGUAAACCCAAACUUUCUCACACCCAUAGAAGUAAAGAUAGGAGUUUUGUUUCUGUAUCUGUUGAAACAGAAGGACCAACUUCUAGAACUGUUGCCUGUCAGACAGAUACAAUGCUGAUGGACCUUAGCUCUGAAAAUGUUAGGAAACUGCCUUUGACUGUACCCACAAAGCCUUCAGCAGUAAAUCCUCUGGUUUCUGGUAGCACAAAAAUGAAUGUAUGCUCCAAUGCAGCAUUUGUGAAACCAGUCAUUGAUAGGCAGUCUUCCUAUAGUGAACUGAUUGUUCCCCCCACAACUCCUGUUCUAACUCAGAGUGCAAAUAGAAUCGAGGAAAAUGGACCAAGUAGUGAUUCAUCACCCGAUUUAACAAGUAGUACUCCCCCUUUCCCAAAUAAUGCUCCUCUUUCCAUCAUGUCACCAUCAAGUAUGGCAUCUCAAAACUACUCGUUAACUUCAUCAGUGCAUGGUUUACAGUCACCAUCUGCCAACACUACUGUGCCUCCCGGUCUAAAUCCACGAAUCCAAGCAGCUAGAUUUAGAUUUCAAGCCAACGCUAAUGAUCAAGACCAAAAUGGAAACACUACUCAAAGCCCUCCAAGGGAUGUAUCCCCAACUAGUCGUGACAACUUAGUUGCCAAACAGCUAGCUCGGAAUACUGUUACCCAAGUUCUUUCAAGAUUUACAAGUCCUCAGAGUACUGCUACUCUGCGUCCUGGAAUCCAACAUUCAAUGGAAGUUGGCACCUAUCCUCCAGUUGGUAGAACAGGUUUAAAGACUCCCAAUGUAUCAAGAAUUGACAGAGGAAAUCCUCCACCUAUUCCUCCUAAAAAGCCAGGGCUUUCACAAACUCCUUCUCCACCACACCCGCAGCUUAAAGUUAUUAUGGAUAGUAGUCGACCCCCAAAUACGGGUGUAAAAAUUGACAGCAAAACCAUGGUUUCACCUCUUUCCAUUUCACACCAAGGAAUCAGGGUAAUAAAUGAGGAAAUAAUUUCUAAGUCCUCACCUCAGCUGCCACCAAAACCAACUAUAGAUAUAUCUGUGGCAUCUGCAGGCUGUGCCAUACCAGCCAUUGCCACAUCUCAGGUGGGUUCCUGGCCUUCCCAAUUCCCUGGACUGAACCAACCUGCAUGUUCAGAAAGUUCCUUUAUCAUUCCCACCACCAUUGCCUGUAGCUCCUCCAUAAACCCUGUUAGUGCUUCAUCCUGUAGACCAUGUGAUUCAGACAGCCUCCUGGUAACAGCAUCAGUCUUUUGAUCAAGGAAGAGUUCACAAAGUCUUCCAUACUAUAUACAGCAAACUUCAUGCUCUUAACAAACUCUCUUCUAAAGCUGCUAAGUGAUGAUACAUGGAACAUC